AUGGCUUCCCACGACCAAGGCCUUGGAUCGGCCACCUCUCCGGGGCGCAGUGUUAGCCCGUCUGGCCAACCCCAAUAUCACGAUCCUUCAGGUGCGCUUGGGGUGGACCCCUCCAUGUCGACUUUCUCAGCGGCCCCCGCGUUCGAAAAUAGCAACCCUAAUGCGGGAGGUGACUCGUACAACUUCUCCGCGAACUACCUCACUGGAGCACCGCAGAACUUCCCUCCCUCUAUCAACACAAGCAACAUGCCCAUGUCCCAGUCGUUCGAGGCGAGCUUUGUCAAUCAGCUCGAGCAGUCUUCCGCUGGCCUACGCUCAAUGCAGCCCGACGAGAACUUCUCCAAUCUCCUCAAUACCAACCCCUCGGACUUCGAGUUCGGCUACCCCAAUCACAGUCCCAACAGCGUCAACGAUUCCGAAUAUGACUCGUCCUUGCUGCUGGAUCCUCAGAUGCAACAGCGCCAGCAGUCCAUGAACCAAGCGGUUAAUCCGGCCGACCUGGUCAGCCCGGUGUCCAAUGCCUCUGUUUCGUCCCAAACGUCACCACAGGACCAGCACCACUCGUCGCCUGGCGCAAUUUCGCCUCCUGGCUCCACGCCGGGCACCUUCUAUACCCCACAACAUUCGCGCAAUACUUCUUUAGACCCGUCGGCGGCAAACUAUUUGACCGCCCAGCCAAACCACGAUUGGCAGUCUGUCAUGAGCAACACUGCCUUUCAAGGUCACCGAAGAGCGCCUUCGGAGGUGUCCGAGGUGUCAUCAGCCACUCAUUCCCCAUACCUCUCUCAGCACGAUUUUGAUAGCCUUGAUAACAACACAUCUCCGUCGCUGGCACCACAGAAUGACCCGGCUCUCUAUGAUAAUGCAUUGGGUAUUGAGUCGUUCACACUUUCCGAACAGCAGCAGCAGCAGGGAUUCAGCCCGCUUCACAGCCCGUAUAUAUCGCCGCAAUUGAUGCCUCAACAGGGAGGAGAUGUGGUGCCGAAUGCGCCUUAUCUUCCGGGCAACAUGAAUCCCCAGGCCCCUUCGGCGGGGUCAGACAUGUAUGGUAUGCCCACCGAUAUGGUGGGCGACAUGGGGCAGGCAUCUCAGAUGGCACCCCCGUCGAUCAAUGUGGAGUUUGCUCCUCCUUCUCGAAUCCCGAGCUUUGGGCCGUCGAGGCCGCCGGGUGCAAGCCUGGACUCGCUAAGCCCACCAGCAAUGCGAUCCCGUAUGCGCAGUAAAUCCGACCCUUACACACACCCUGCCUCCCGUUCACGGUCACCCGCACGUUCGGCAUCCAGUCUCGAGCCUCAACCUUCCACCUCUCCACGAUCCCUCUCCCCUCUCGGUUCUACAGGUGGUCAAUCACGCAGUAGCCCCAGCUCACGCGAUACAUCACCAUCACGAGCCAAUCGACGUCUUUCGACAUCUUCGAUCGACAGCCGGAAUUAUAUCUUGGAUCUGGCCGAUCCGCAGCGCCCGGGCGCCGUGCCUGGCGACUCCAAGCGAGUUCAGAAGCACCCGGCUACAUUCCAGUGCACACUGUGUCCCAAGCGGUUUACCCGAGCAUACAACCUGCGGUCUCAUCUGCGCACUCACACAGACGAAAGGCCCUUCGUGUGUACUGUCUGUGGUAAGGCAUUUGCGCGGCAACACGACCGAAAGCGACACGAAGGUCUGCACUCGGGAGAAAAGAAGUUCGUCUGUCGGGGCGACCUGUCGAGAAGUGGACAGUGGGGGUGUGGUCGACGUUUCGCACGUGCAGAUGCUCUUGGCCGCCACUUCAGAUCUGAAGCCGGCCGCGUGUGUAUCAAGCCACUUCUGGACGAAGAAUCGCAAGAACGCGAGCGAGUCAUGAUCGAGCAGCAGCAGCAACAACAGCCUGCUGGUCACCUCCAGCCGGUCCCGCAGCCCCUCGUCAUGCCCGGCGUGCCUGGUAUGGAUGGCCAGUCUUCAGGCAACUUUGUUCUGCCUGCCGCGCUGCUUGCUCAGUACCCUGCACUUUCAACGCUGCAAUGGGAUCAGAUCUCCGCUGGAGCAGAUGAUCCCAGUGAUAUUGGCGGUCGAAGCAGCUUUGAAGCCAGUUCAGGUGGUGAAUUUGGCUUUGACGAAGACGAUCUCUCCAGCGCGUCUGGGAUGGGUGGCAGCUACGGCGGAAACCAGGGGAAUAUGUAUGCCGGUCAGGGAUGGACCGGAUGA
Penicillium lagena is the source of this 2181-nucleotide messenger RNA. It is a transcript of the gene crzA, whose product is annotated as putative C2H2 transcription factor Crz1. Gene Ontology annotation, molecular function: RNA polymerase II cis-regulatory region sequence-specific DNA binding; DNA-binding transcription factor activity, RNA polymerase II-specific. The transcript is spliced from 2 exons. Bases 1 to 2181 code for a protein of 726 amino acids. The record is from RefSeq and is a predicted model, not a curated record. Gene Ontology annotation, cellular component: transcription regulator complex; PcG protein complex. Gene Ontology annotation, biological process: regulation of transcription by RNA polymerase II. Lineage: Eukaryota; Fungi; Ascomycota; Eurotiomycetes; Eurotiales; Aspergillaceae.